Molecule: messenger RNA, 3980 nt
Organism: Onychostoma macrolepis
Lineage: Eukaryota; Metazoa; Chordata; Actinopteri; Cypriniformes; Cyprinidae
Product: glutathione hydrolase 7
Exons: 16
Coding region: 352-2355 (667 amino acids)
Biological process (GO): glutathione catabolic process
Cellular component (GO): plasma membrane
Molecular function (GO): glutathione gamma-glutamate hydrolase
Source: RefSeq, a predicted model, not a curated record
CUUUGACGCUGCGUUGAUAAUGUCAGCUGAUCCUUCUUCAGGUUUUCUGCUCCGUAUCCGUGUAAAAACACCGAAAGCGUGAAUCAGCUGCUGCAUGUACAACCUUUACAGCACACGCCUCUGAUCUGCGCAUCACGGAUGGAUGGAAAUUAACCUGCGCAGCUCUGGUUUAUUUUAAUUGUGAUCUCUGCAAAUCACGCGUGUAUAUGUACACCUCAUCCGUGCACACGACACGGAUUAUUCUGCGGUGUUUCGGAGGUGAUCUGUAACACUACAGUGAUAUUUGAAGGGAAACCGAUGCAUCCAGGAAGCGUCUGAUUUUCACGCGCAUCCUGCUUUAUAUGGUAAAUCAUGUACACUCCGGCAGCCGAAACGGGAGUGACGGUAGUGGAGAAGGAUGCGGCUCUGAGCAGUGCGUACUCCCCUGUGGACUACAUGAGCAUCACCAGCUUCCCUAGACUACCAGAAGAUGAUGUUUCAACCGACAACACGCUCAAAUCACGCAAAGACGAUGAUAACUUUCUCAGUGAGCAGGACACAGACCCUGAUCUGUUUCUGAAGUCGGCCCGACUGCAGCGGCUGCCCUCCUCUGCCUCUGACUUGGCCAGUCGGGAUGUCUCUCCACUGAGAGAGACCAGCAGAGACCCGCUGGCACAGGAUUGUGCCUGCACACGUGACGGGCUGACCGUCAUCAUCACCGCCUGCCUGACCUUCGCCACGGGCGUCACCGUGGCCCUCAUAAUGCAGAUAUACUUUGGAGACCCACAGGUGUAUAAUCAAGCCGCGGUGGUGACGGAUGUGGCCCGCUGCACGUCUCUGGGCUUUGACGUUCUGGGCAAACAGGGCUCCAGUGUUGAUGCCGCCAUAGCCGCUUCACUCUGCCUGGGCAUCAUCCAUCCUCACACCUCGGGCAUCGGCGGUGGUGGCGUGAUGCUCGUCCAUGACAUCCGCAGGAAUGAGAGCCGGGUCAUUGACUUCCGUGAGACGGCACCCUCCGGGAUUCACGAGGACAUGAUGCUGCAUGUUAAUCAAAGGUCAGGUCUGUUAGUGGCUGUUCCCGGCAUGAUCAGUGGACUACAUCAAGCUCAUCAGCUCUAUGGAAGAAUGGCCUGGAAAGACGUCGUCACUAUGGCCGCAGAUGUGGCGAGGAAUGGAUUCAAUAUGACGCACGAGCUGGCUGAUGCGCUGUCUGAAGUGAAGGAGCAGAAUGUGUCGGAUGCAUUCAGAGAUCUGUUCCUGCCGAACAGUCAGGCUCCACUCGCGGGACUCUUCACUAAACGCCUGGAUUUGGCUGCCGUUUUGGACAGGAUUGCAGCCAAUGGAGUCUCAGAGUUUUACAGUGGGAAUCUGACUCAGGAAAUGACAUCAGUGGUUCAAGCUAAAAGAGGUGUGUUGACAGAGGACGACUUCAAAAACUACACCACUGUCAUACAGAAGCCACUGCAAAGCCUUUACCAGGGCUUCCAGGUGUUUGUUCCUCCUCCGCCCCACGCGGGAGCCGCCCUGCUGUCCGCUCUCAACAUCCUGGAGGGGUUUAACAUCACAAACCAGGUGUCCAGGAGCAGCAUUUACCACUGGAUCGCUGAGUCUCUGAAGAUUGCUUUGUCUCAAGCCAGUGGAUUGGGAGACUCCAUGUUCGAUUCAUCGGUUUCUGAGUUGGUGACGCAGAUGCUCAGUAAAGACCUGGCUGCUGAGCUCAGGCAGAAGAUCAAUGAUUCACAGGCGUCAGCGGCCGUGCACUACACGCCGUCAUACGAGCUGCAGGAGGGCGCUGUGGCCAGCCAGCUCAUGAUCAUGGGCACCGAUGACUUGAUCGUGUCUGUUAUGAGCUCUCUAAACCGGCCGUUUGGGAGUCGCAUUGUCACGCCCUCUGGGAUUCUCCUGAACAGUCAGAUGCUGGACUUCUCUUGGCCCAACAAAACCCACAGUGCUGCAGCUUACAAUCAGCGUAAUAGCAUUGAGCCGGGCAAGAGGCCGGCCUCGUUCCUGACGCCGAUCGCGGUGAGGCCGUCCAUCGGUCUGUGUGGCACAUACGUGGCGCUGGGCUCCUCUAACGGCGAGCGGGCGCUGAGCGGCAUCACGCAGGUUUUGAUCAAUGUUUUGUCAUCACGUAAUAACAUGAGUGACAGCGUGUCCUACGGCAGACUGCAUCCUCUCAUCCAAAACAACACCCUGCUGGUGGACUCUAAAUUUGCAGAGGCGGAUGUGAAGUCUCUGAUGCUGAAGGGUCAUGAUGUGCGUAAGGUGGACAUCAUCUCACUGGUAGAAGGGACCCGGAGGACCAAUGACCUGAUCAUCGGUGUGAAGGACCCGCGCAGCACUGACGCCUCGGCGCUGUCCAUGUCCAUGCCCUAGAUUCACACACACUCUGUGCUACUCUGUAAUAUUUGUGCACUAAAUUGGGACGUUAUGAGGUUAACAAGUUUUAAAGACAGAGUUGAUAACUAAAAUUGAUGCACAGUGUCUGGUAAAUGGAAAUGAGUCGCUCCCUGCUACCCUGCCACAAAAACAGCAACAUGCACACACAUGAUGAUGACAAAUUGUAAAAGACAGUUAGCGGUGUUUUUAUUUAUUUUUUUUAUUUACCUCAAGAUUUCAAGAGUUUCAUGAGACUGGUAAUACACACUUGACUAGACAAGUUAAAGGAAUAGUUCACCCAAAAAUAAAAAUGUUCUGAAAAGUUACUCCCCCUCCGCUCAUCCAAGAUGUAUGCAUUGCAUCAAUUGCUCACCAAUGGAUGCUCUGCAGUGAAUGGGUGCCGUCAGAAUGAGAGUCCAAACAGCUGAUUAAAACAUCACAAUAAUCCACAAGUAAUCCACCAGUUUUGUGAUGGAUGAUGUUUUGUAAUGCUAAAUUUCUCCCAAUCUGUUCUGAGGAAGAAACAAACAUUUUCUACCUCUUGGAUGAUCUGAGGGUGAGUACGGUUUCAGGAAAGGUUUAUUUUAACACAUACAGUAUGUGUCAAAACAUUUGGACGUACCUACUCUUUAUUUAUUGAUAUUUUCCACAUUGUGGAAUUAUAGUAAAGCAAUUAAAACUGAAAUAACAAAAGAAAGUGUGUGAAAUAUGUAGUGACCAGAAAAUGUAAAAAAAAUAAUAAAAUAAAAUCACAUAUUUAGCUUAUUCAGUCGCCAGCCUUCAUCUAAAGUCCAGCUGAGCACACUUCUCUCAAAAAAAUUAAAACUCAUGUGGCAUCUUGGGAUGCUUAAGUAAAAUAAACAGUAUUGAAGGUGUUUCAUGUCUGCUGGCUGCUUUUCCUUCACUCAUAAGAUCAUAAGGAACAAAUUCAGUCAAGUGUGUCCACACCUUUAACCAGCAAUGUAUAUUUUAGUAUCUAGUCUUUUUAUUAUAAUUGGUAUUUCCUUCAGGGUUGUGUAGGAUUAUGCCUUAUGCGAAUUAGAGGUAGAUAAAGGCUAAUGAGAGGAUUUAUUUUCAUAUCUUGCAAGUCUUCAUGAAGAAGUAUCUUCACAAAUGUGAGUAAAUGUUACUUGAAGUGAAAGUUACAUGAAUAAAUGCUCCCGUUUACGAAUGAAGGAUUGUACAUAUUAUAUAAUGAUUAUUGAGGGUUGGGUGGUAACGAAAUGUCUUAUUUUAUUAGCCGAAAAUGAAUGAAGCUGAGAGAAUGCCAGUUGUAAAAUAGUAAUAUAAAAACAGUAAUAUGCUUUCAGAUGCAGUUUAAUAUAUGCCAUGAUUAUUUCCUUUUACAGUUUUAUUUUGGAUUGUGGUUGUCAGUUUGUUGAUGUAUGUAAUUGCAAUGCAUUUUCUCUUCAGUGUGGAAACAGUAAAAUAAGUUUUAGUUUACGCACAUAUUUCUGAGACGAUCAGUUGAUUAUAUAAGUGAAGUGAGCUUCCUGUUCGUGGGCACAUUUGGUAUUUUCUGCCACAAUUGAAUAUUAUUGCACUGUAACAGCAUCACUGUUGUGUUUAGUAGCUUUACAAGGACAGUGAUUGCGGUGGAGAAUAAAUAUAGUGUAGUCACA